Arachis duranensis is the source of this 936-nucleotide messenger RNA. RefSeq names its product protein FAR1-RELATED SEQUENCE 5-like. Lineage: Eukaryota; Viridiplantae; Streptophyta; Magnoliopsida; Fabales; Fabaceae. Bases 1 to 936 code for a protein of 311 amino acids. The transcript is spliced from 2 exons. Gene Ontology annotation, molecular function: zinc ion binding. The record is from RefSeq and is a predicted model, not a curated record. Gene Ontology annotation, biological process: regulation of DNA-templated transcription.
AUGUACGAAGAGAAGCAUAUGUGGGCUACUGCAUAUAUAAGAGGAAAAUUCUUUGCUGACUUUAGAACUACAUCAAGAUGUGAAGGUUUACACUCAGUUGUAGGAAGGUAUGUGGGGUCGCGGUAUGAUUUGACAAGUUUUGUAGAGCAUUUUCAAAGGUGUGUUGCACACAUGCGCUUUAAAGAAUUUAAUGCUGAUUAUGAAUCUACACGUGGGGUGCCCAUCAUGCAAACUUGUAUAGAGCUGCUAGAGAGAUAUGGUGCUGAGUUAUACACUCAUGAGAUAUUUCUUUUCUUUCGGCCAUUUCUCUCUAGAGCUGGAUCAAUGCGGGUGCUUAACAUAGAUAAUACCGAUGAUUGCAAAAAGUACAUUGUGUGUAAGCAUGGGAGGCCCGAUUUUAUGUGGACCGUUGAUUUUCGUCAAGAAGAAAUGAUCUUCACGUGUACCUGUUUAAGAAUGGAGUCAUUUGAAAUUUCCUGCGAACAUAUUGUGAAAGUUCUGGUUGACAAAGACAUCUGUGAGAUUCCCCGGUCAUUGGUAUUGGAUAGAUGGACAAAAAAGGUUAAAUCAGCACUCAAUGAUCCAAGUGGGUUCACCAGGGAUGCUGUUAUUAUUAGUCAUCAAAGUGCCUUGGUGGAAUUUUUUAAACAAUUGGCUAUUGUUGCUGCUAAAGCUGCAGAUGAAGGCACUAAUCAACCUCAGUCAAGUGUAGCUAAAAGUAGCAAUCCGUAUGUGCAUCAAAGCGGAGUAGGCUCAGGACAACCAUCUAGGAUGAAGCGGCAACGUUGUAGUAUUUGUCAAAUGAAAGGACAUAAGAAGACAACAUGUCCCUGGCAAAAGGACAUUGACAACAACGUUAUUGAAGAUAAAGCUAAUGGUUCGGAUGAUGGCGACAUAUAUCCAGAACUGACAGCUGAGUUAGAUAGUGAUAAUUAG